AUAAAAAUAAAAAUAACACAACACCUUCUUCACACACUAACUAGAAAGCGCAUAGUAAGAGACACAACUAUCGCGAUACCCCUUGCGAUACCCCUUGCGCGUCUACUUUUACAUUUAUCAUUCCAUUCAAAUGCACAUAUUACCAAUAAUUAGAUUUCGAGGGGCAAAAUACAACUCAAUUCGUACCUAACAUAACCAAAUUUUAUCACUCUCAAUAAACAUGCCGGCUCGAGCCUCUGCGAGGUCCAAGACGUCCCGGGUUUCGUCGUCAAGUAUUGAUAUUCCCGAAGAGACGCCCGAUAGCCAGUUACGAACCCAGAUAUCGGCGAUAUUCCGUGACGCGCAAAAGACCACCGCAACUCAUAGAAAAUUGGUUGUCAACCUUCGCAAGAUACACGAGGCUUGCUGUUACGAGCCGAUAGGUCCCAAUAAGAAUUCCGCAACUGAGUUUGACGAAUCCGAUUUCAAUAACGAGUUUACACGAUGCGUUCUCAGGGUUAUGCCGGUAAAGAAGAGCGAAAGUGCUGGCGAGAAGAUCAUCCGUUUUAUCGGUCUGUUUCUGCGCCACGCUAAUGACAAGGACAACGAGCUGCUGGGAGAAGAAGAUGCCGAUGCUAGUACUAUGCCCGAGACACCAAGCACUCGGCUUACUACUCAACUGAUGGAGCUUAUUCUGCCUUUGCUCACUUGCAAGGACAAAUUCGUCAGAUACAGAUCAACCCAGCUGAUCUCUUACGUUAUCAACUCCUUAGAUGCCAUCGAUGAUGAUUUAUUUCAGAAGCUGCGCUACGGUCUCCUCAAGAGGAUACGUGAUAAAGAGGCGAUGGUUCGCUCUCAAGCCGUACUUGGCCUAGGCAGGUUGGCUGGAAACGAGGUCGAGGGCAUGGUCAACUCGGAUGAUAGCAAUGAUAACGUCGAGACUGGUCUGCUUGAGAAGCUCCUCGAAGUUUUGCAGAAUGAUCCCAGCGCCGAAGUAAGGCGCUCGCUUCUCAUCAACCUACCAAUUAUGUCAAACACUCUCCCAUAUCUCCUAGAAAGGACGAGAGAUCAGGAUCCUGCUACUCGUCGAGCGGUCUACUCUAAAUUACUACCUACCCUUGGUGACUUUCGCCAUCUCUCUCUCUCGAUGCGAGAGAAACUACUCCGUUGGGGACUGCGGGAUAGAGACGAGAAUGUUCGAAAGGCCGCCGCAAGAUUGUUCCGCGAACGUUGGAUCGAGGAUUGCGUGGGUACCAAUCAGCCUGAAGAUGGCGAGCAACCAGCCGCGGCAGCUCCUCCGAACAUGGAUGCACUUUUGGAAUUGCUUGAGCGUAUAGAUGUCGUCCAUUCCGGUGUUGAAAAGGGUGUCGCAUUGGAUGCUAUGAAAGGUUUCUGGGAAGGAAGACCGGAUUAUCGAGAUGCCGUCGAGUUCGACGACGCUUUCUGGAAGAAUCUCACUCCCGAAUCUAUAUUUGUUGCACGAACCUUCAACGACUUUUGCCGAACAGAAGGAAAUGGAAAAUAUGAAUUCUUACUUGAUGAGAAACUGCCAGUAAUCUCCUACCUUGUCGAGAUCCUCAAGAGUCAUUUGAAGGAGCUCAUGGAAGCUAUGGAGAGAGCCAACAGCCAGGAAGACGCUCAAGAAGAAGAUGAAGUGGAGAAAGACAUGGUUGAGAAAAAGUUCGUUAUAGAGCAAUUGCUACAUAUCAUCCUUACUCUCGACUACUCAGACGAGACUGGUCGGCGCAAUAUGUUUACACUACUACGGCAAAUGUUAUCUAAACCGGAACUACCAGACGAGAUCACUAAGCUAACCAUCGAAGUGCUCCGAGACAUAUGCGCGCCGGACAAUGCUGGUGAGAAAGAGUUUUGUAGUGUCGUACUCGAAGCUGUUGCUGAUGUUCACGAUACUAUCGUUGACGAAUCUGUGGUUGGAGACGGCGAGGAGAGUUUCCAUUCGGCGAGGUCCGAAGUCAGCGGAGAUAGUACCCCAACGAAGAAAGGGAAACAAAACGCGGAUAAUGGUCUUAGCGAAGAAGAACAGGAGGCGAAGGAGAUCAAGGAGAUCAUGAUAAACAUGAAAUGCCUGCAUAUCGUUCAAUACAUGCUCUCUAAUGUCGAAGGAACGUUCCAGGAGAAUGACCAUCUCGUGUCGAUGCUGAACAAUUUAGUCAUACCCGCCGUUCGCAGCAACCAAGCUCCCGUCCGAGAACGUGGAUUGGUCUGCUUGGGGCUCUGCGCGCUCCUCGAUCGAGCACUUGCCGAAGACAACCUUGCCCUCUUUAUACGUUGCUACACCAAAGGUCACUUGGCACUUCAAAUUACUGCGCUACAAAUUCUAACCGACAUCUUGAACGUUCACGGAGCGCAGCUUCUGACGGCAAACCCGGAAUUAUUGAAGGUUUACAUUCGGGCCCUCCGAUCCGGUUCUAAGAACCCAGAAAUACAAGGCACAGCUACGCUCGCAGUUUCAAAAUUAUUACUCGGUCGCGUAGUCACGGAUCGCGACGUGUCGUCAGAGCUACUCAAAACGCUAAUUGUGGCCUACUUUGAUCCUUUAACCGCGGAGAACCAAAGCGUUAGGCAAGCCCUUAAUUACUUCCUACCUGUCUUUUGCUAUUCGAGAGCGGAGAACCAGGAGCUCAUGGGAUCUGUUGCGCUUGACGCACUUCACGCUCUAUAUAACGUUAGAGAGGGCCUCGAAGACCACGAGGAUAUUGAUGUUGGCGAUGAUAUGGCCAGCCUCAAUACCAUCGGUGCUUGUCUAGUUGAUUGGACGGAUCCUCGAAAGUGCUACACUCCCGGUAUUCCCAUGGAUGCAGAUAAGAAGAACGUGAGCGGAGACGUCCAUCUAGGUUUGGCUAGGGAUAUUCUCGAUAGGUUGAAUAGCAAUCUGAGCAAGGAAGAGAAAAAGGUCAUCGCAACUUUGCUAGGGAAACUGUACAUCUCCCCGACCUCUUCGGAGGAUAAGAUUCGUUCCCUGUACGAAGAUAUUUCGUCGGCAGUGGAAGAAAACCUCGUAUCAGAUGCCACGAGCAAGAACGCCCUGUACAAGAUCCACGUGAGCUUAGGCAAGAUCGUGAAUCAACUCAACGACCAAGACAAAAUGUCGAGGAGAAGCGCCAGUAGGAGCGUGUCUCUCCCGCCGGACGAGAAGCGUACAGCGGAAGAUGUCACCGUUAUACGGGAGCCGGAUAUCAAGGAAGAAGACGAAGAAGAAGAGGGCGAUGCGGAAGAAGGGGCCGACGUAUCUGGUACGGUGGCUCGGAGCGAAGCUGAUUCUCUGGUAGAAGAUCUCUUGACGGACGAAGGGACGUGAUGGUUAUGUUAUGACUUGGAUAGGUGUUAUGUCACAGCUUGAUGUGUGAAUGAAUGUCACGAUUUGAACAUGGCGUCGAUUAAAUUUAUAAGAGGUGCCUCUUGACCUGGAGCUAUAGGUUUGAAACUUGAACUGAUACCUACCUACCUACUUUACAUUACUAGAUUUGUACUCUCGUCAUUUGGCUAGUCGAGGAUGGCCCAGGGAGGUUAUACAUACCUACGUAAAGUCGGUAGAUGUCGGAAACUAUCGACUACCUACCUCACGUACAAAUGAAUAUAUAGACAUUGAAGGCGACUCGCUCCGAGGUAGGGAAGCCAGAGUAGCAGUGAACUAGGGAUGUAAACGUUGGAUCAGGAUUGCCUGAAAGUAAGGGAUAAAUGCGAG
Messenger RNA from Daldinia caldariorum, 3685 nucleotides. Its product is annotated as ARM repeat-containing protein. The record is from RefSeq and is a predicted model, not a curated record. Gene Ontology annotation, cellular component: condensin complex; condensed chromosome. Lineage: Eukaryota; Fungi; Ascomycota; Sordariomycetes; Xylariales; Hypoxylaceae. Bases 221 to 3298 code for a protein of 1025 amino acids. The transcript has 2 exons. Gene Ontology annotation, biological process: mitotic chromosome condensation.